AUGCGCAGUGGGUGGUUCAGUCAGUCAGCUGUAGCCGCGCACGUGUGUGUCCUAUGGUUGUGUCUAUGGUCCUCGUGUGGAACCAUGACAGACGUGACGCGUGGUUCCGCUGCAGUAGAUGAUGUAGGACAAAGAUUCCGAGACCAGUUCUUCUCCAUGACUCGUGUGGCGUCUCUGCCCUGGACGAUUGUAGAAGAUGAACUUGAACGCAGUAAAUCCACAGACAUAAUUUCACAGAUCCUGAAUCAGACCUGCUGCCACCCGCUGUGCUCAGAGUUCCCCCCUUCGGUCCGAUACAGACGGGUCUUCAUCUGCGAGCUCAUCAAGAGGCUGGAGGCCUCCUGCUGUGACUCUGUGGACCUGCUCUAUGAUGCUCUGGCUGCAGUGAUCGGCGAAGAGGAGGCCGUCGUCUGCUACAAGUCCUACUUCCUGCCUGGUGGUGGCGCUGUGACGCUGCAGGAGAAUGUGGCGAUGGUUUCUCAGGGGACGACGGGGCUGGUGACCUGGGAGGCCUCUCUCUACCUCGCAGAGUGGGCCCUGGACCAUCAACAGUACUUCAGAGACAGGAGGGUUCUGGAGCUGGGCAGUGGGAGUGGUCUCACUGGGAUCACCAUCUGCUCGUCGUGUUCUCCCUCCAGCUUCACCUUUAGCGACGUCCACCCAAAGGUCCUCAACAGACUGGAGGAGAACCUGACCCUGAACCACCUCCAGAACCAGGUCAGUGUGGUGGAGCUGGACUGGGCUUCAGUGACAGAGGAGCAGCUGCGAGAUCUGGAGGCAGAUACCAUCAUCGCUGCAGAUGUGGUGUAUGACCCGGAGGUGGUGGUCCACCUGGUUUCUCUUCUUUCUCGGAUCUUGAGCUCGACUCUCGACGUCUUCAUCUGCUCCACCAUCAGGAACCCAGACACAUACAGAGACUUCAAGCAGCAGCUGGACGCAGCUGGGAUCCUCCAGGUGGCGCUGUCUGCUCCGGUCAGAACAGUCUUCCCCUACAGCAGAGAAUCUCACAUAGAAAUGAUCAAACUGCACAAAAAUACUUAA
This is a messenger RNA of Knipowitschia caucasica, 1041 nucleotides long. The record is from the annotation of a GenBank genome assembly. NCBI's taxonomy places the organism in Eukaryota, Metazoa, Chordata, Actinopteri, Gobiiformes, Gobiidae.